Colletotrichum higginsianum IMI 349063 is the source of this 438-nucleotide messenger RNA. RefSeq names its product EC56 protein. The transcript has a single exon. Lineage: Eukaryota; Fungi; Ascomycota; Sordariomycetes; Glomerellales; Glomerellaceae. The record is from RefSeq and is a predicted model, not a curated record. Bases 1 to 438 code for a protein of 145 amino acids.
AUGCCAGAGAUUUCCUCCUUUGAUUUCACAUCUCAUCACUCUCACCAUCAGUAUCACAAUCACUACCAGUAUCAACCACACUCACUACAAACCCUAUCACACUUCUUUUUCAACCAACCAACACCAGAUUACCAAGAUCUUCCUAUCAAAAUGCAGUUCCUCAGCACCCUCACCAUUACCAUGAGCGCCAUGCUCUCUCUCACUGCUGCGGGUCCUCUCUCUGUCCGCGCAGACUUGGAUUGCCCCGAAAGCUAUGUCUCCUGCGGAAAGGACGGCACCAACGGCGACGGGGGCAGCCGAUGCGCGGCGGAGUGCACCUACCUGGGCGGCCCUACCUCGCUGGGCCGCUGCACCAACUCGUGUCCCUCCGGAUACUACCCGGACGCUUGCAUUAGCGGAGGCGCUUUCGACAGGCGCUUCAAGUGCACUGAGCUUUAA